ACGCAACCCGGCGGCCUCGAACGGCCAAAUCUCGUGUGCGCUCCCGCACCGCGGGAACUAAGCGCCCGCUUCUGGCCCGCUCCCUCGGCGCAGCGGCCUGCGCGCAUGCGUGCGCGCGCGCCGCGCCUUUCCUCACGCCGCGCCUUCCGCUGCCCUGGUUACCGUUAGUGUUUGCGAAUUCCCUGCAGCACCUUCUUCGCGGGAGACCAGCGCCGCUGGACUCCGGCAGCGGUUCGAUACGCGCGCGCCUGCGUCACGUGGGCCGAGGCUCCCUCGCGGUCGCUGGCGAGCCGCUGAGCCGGGAGGAGAGGAGCUGCGGGCUACCGCUCACCCUCCCACCGCGCCCAGGGGCUGGCGCCCGGAUGAAAAUGGCGAAGUGGGGGUAGCUGGCGCGGAGCUUGAAGCUAUGGGGCGCGCAGGUGUGGCGGCCGUCGGAGCCCCCUGAGGCGGGCGCCUGGCGGUUCUCCGGGGCAGUGUGACCUGGCGACCUCGGGCUGGCGCCUAAUCGGUCAGAUCACGGGCUCCGCGGGUCUCCGAGGGCCCCACCGAGAGAAGGGGGCAAUGGAUGAACAGAGUGUGGAGAGCAUUGCUGAGGUUUUCCGGUGUUUCAUUUGCAUGGAGAAAUUGCGGGAUGCGCGCUUGUGUCCCCAUUGCUCCAAGCUCUGUUGUUUCAGCUGCAUUAGGCGCUGGCUGACAGAGCAAAGAGCCCAGUGUCCUCACUGCCGUGCUCCACUCCAGUUACGAGAACUAGUAAACUGUCGUUGGGCAGAAGAAGUAACACAGCAACUUGAUACUCUUCAACUCUGCAGUCUCACCAAACAUGAAGAAAAUGAAAAGGACAAGUGUGAAAAUCACCACGAAAAACUUAGUGUAUUUUGCUGGACUUGUAAGAAGUGUAUCUGCCACCAGUGUGCACUUUGGGGAGGAAUGCAUAGUGGACAUACCUUUAAACCUUUGGCGGAAAUUUAUGAGCAGCAUGUUACUAAAGUGAAUGAAGAAGUAGCCAAACUUCGUCGACGUCUCAUGGAACUGAUCAGCUUAGUUCAAGAAGUGGAAAGAAAUGUAGAAGCUGUAAGAAAUGCAAAAGAUGAGCGUGUUCGGGAAAUCAGAAAUGCAGUGGAGAUGAUGAUUGCACGGUUAGACACACAGCUGAAGAAUAAGCUGAUAACACUGAUGGGUCAGAAGACAUCUCUGACACAAGAAACAGAACUGUUGGAAUCCUUAGUUCAGGAAGUAGAGCAUCAGUUGCGGUCUUGUAGUAAGAGUGAGUUGAUAUCUAAGAGCUCAGAGAUCCUCAUGAUGUUUCAGCAAGUUCAUCGAAAGCCUAUGGCAUCCUUUGUUACCACUCCUGUUCCACCAGACUUUACGAGUGAAUUGGUACCAUCGUAUGAUUCGGCUACUUUUGUCUUAGAGAGUUUCAGUACUCUGCGCCAGCGAGCAGAUCCUGUUUACAGUCCACCUCUUCAAGUUUCAGGACUUUGUUGGAGGUUAAAAGUUUACCCAGAUGGAAAUGGAGUUGUUCGUGGUUACUACUUAUCUGUAUUUCUGGAACUUUCAGCUGGCUUGCCAGAAACUUCCAAAUAUGAAUAUCGUGUAGAGAUGGUUCAUCAAUCCUGCAAUGAUCCUACCAAAAAUAUCAUUCGAGAAUUUGCAUCUGACUUUGAAGUUGGAGAAUGCUGGGGUUAUAAUAGAUUUUUCCGUUUGGACUUACUUGCAAAUGAAGGAUACUUGAAUCGACAGAAUGAUACAGUGAUUUUAAGGUUUCAGGUUCGUUCACCAACUUUCUUUCAAAAAUGCCGGGACCAGCAUUGGUAUAUCAGUCAGUUGGAAGCUGCACAAACUAGCUACAUCCAACAGAUAAAUAACCUUAAAGAGAGACUUACUAUUGAGUUGUCUCGAACUCAGAAAUCAAGAGAUUUGUCACCACCAGAUAAUCAUCUUAGCCCCCAAAAUGAUGACACUCCUGAGACACGAGCUAAGAAGUCUGGAUCAUGUGCUGACAUGCUUCUCCAGGAUGCUCCUACGACAGCUUCUGUACGGGAGGUCAAGGAGGAUGAAGAAGAUGAGGAGAAGCUUCAGAAUGAAGAUUAUCAUCAUGAGCUUUCCGAUGGAGACCUGGACCUGGAUCUUGUUGGGGAAGAUGAAGCGAAUCAGCUCGAUGGCAGCAGCUCCUCUGCCAGUUCCACAGCCACAAGCAACACCGAAGAGAAUGACAUUGACGAAGAGACGAUGUCUGGAGAGAAUGACGUGGAAUACAACAACAUGGAAUUGGAAGAGGGAGAACUCAUGGAAGAUGCAGCUGCAGCAGGACCUCCAGGGGGUGACCAUGGCUAUGUGGGUGCCAGCAGCAGAAUGUCACGACGAGCACACUUGUGCUCUGCUGCCGCCAGUAGUUUAUUAGACAUCGACCCUUUAAUUUUAAUACAUCUCUUGGACCUUAAGGACCGGAGCAGUAUGGAAAAUUUGUGGGGCUUACAGCCUCGGCCCCCUGCUUCACUUCAGCCCACAGCAUCGUAUUCUCGAAAAGAUAAAGACCAAAGGAAGCAGCAGGCAAUGUGGCGAGUUCCCUCUGAUUUAAAGAUGCUGAAAAGACUCAAAACUCAAAUGGCUGAAGUUCGAUGUAAAACUGAUAUAAAGAACACACUUUCAGAAAUAAAAAGCAACAGUGCUGCGUCUGGAGACAUGCCAGCAAGCCUCCUUUCUGCUGACCAGGCAGCUCUGGCCGCAUGUGGGACCGAAAACUCCAGCAGGUUACAGGAAUUGGGAAUGGAGCUCUUGGCAAAGUCCUCAGUUGCCAGUUGUUACAUACGAAACUCCACAAAUAAGAAGAGUCAUUCACCCAAGCCUGCUCGGUCCAGUAUAGCAGGGAGUCUGUCUCUUCGAAGAGCAAUAGACUCUGGGGAAAAUAACCGUUCAAAGGGGGACUGUCAGACUCUAGCUGAAGUCUCCCCAGGAAGCUCUCAGUCUGGGAGCAGGCACAGUUCUCCCCGAGCCUUGACCCAUGUCAGUAUCAGUGACAUUCUGCCGAAGUCUGAAGAUCGGCAGUGUCAAGCUUUGGAUUCAGAUGCUGUCGUCGUUGCAGUUUUCAAUGGCAUACCUAUUGUUGAAAAAAGAAGAAAAAUGGUCACCUUGGGGACUAAUGCUAAAGGAAGUCGUCUGGAAGGAAUGCAAAUGACUGAUUUGGAAAAUAACUCGGAAACUGGGGAGCUACAGCCUGUUCUACCUGAAGGAGCUUCUGCUGCCCCAGAGGACGGAAUGAGCAGCGACAGCGACAGCGACAUCGAGUGUGACACCGAGCGCGAGGAGCGCGAGGAGCGCGCCGGCCUGGGCGGCCUCAGCGGCGCUCUCCUGGCGCAGCCCCCAGAUGAAGAUACACAUUCCAGUUUUCCUGAUGGUGAACAAAUAGGCCCUGAAGAUCUCAGCUUCAGUACUGAUGAAAACAGUGGAAGGUAAUCUGAUUUGAACUGACACUGCACCUGAUGGGUUGUUAACAUGAACUAGGCUUCAGAAAAUGGCAGAUGUGAGUGAGGUCCAUGACGGGGGUGAAGCCUCGGGAUGGUGAAAAGACUCUGGUGCUAUGGCUGGAUUCCUGUGUACGCCCUCCUUUUCAGCCAUGUGUCACAAGACUUGAGAAAAGAAGAAAUGACUUCAAAAAAGAAAAAUACUGAAAAUCUCUACUUACAUCCAAAUUUUAAAAAAUAAAAUCUGUAGAUUAACAA
This is a messenger RNA of Capra hircus (goat), 3719 nucleotides long. It is a transcript of the gene TRIM37, whose product is annotated as tripartite motif containing 37. Lineage: Eukaryota; Metazoa; Chordata; Mammalia; Artiodactyla; Bovidae. Gene Ontology annotation, cellular component: aggresome; peroxisome. Gene Ontology annotation, biological process: negative regulation of centriole replication; protein autoubiquitination. The record is from RefSeq and is a predicted model, not a curated record. The coding region runs from base 562 to 3453 and encodes 963 amino acids. The transcript has 25 exons. Gene Ontology annotation, molecular function: ubiquitin protein ligase binding; tumor necrosis factor receptor binding; zinc ion binding.